This is a messenger RNA of Histoplasma capsulatum G186AR, 966 nucleotides long. RefSeq names its product ADP-ribosylglycohydrolase. The coding region runs from base 1 to 966 and encodes 321 amino acids. The transcript is spliced from 2 exons. NCBI's taxonomy places the organism in Eukaryota, Fungi, Ascomycota, Eurotiomycetes, Onygenales, Ajellomycetaceae. The record is from RefSeq and is a predicted model, not a curated record.
AUGUCCCCAUUCUCCGCACCAAACGGAUCAUUGAUGCGCACACACCCGUUGGGCGUGAUGUGCAUCUCUGCUACACUUCCAGAGACCUUCCAGAUUGCCGCAGAUUACUCAGCCAUCACACACGCAGAUCCCCGGUGCAUCGUAUCUUGUUGCACUGUGACAGGGCUUAUCCGAGGCAUUUUGCGUGGACAAGUAUUGAAUGAGGGCAAUGUAGAUGAGAUAAUCGAGAAGGCUUUUGUGUGGGUAGAUGAAUGGGUACGAAGGCGAGCUAGCGGUGCAUCAGGAUCAGGUUGUACUCCGGAAGAGAAUGAGUUACAAGAACACGGGGCUUUGCUUGAAAUUGAAGAAUAUACCAGGCACGCAAGAGCAACCAGCUUCAAAGAGCUUGAACUAGACGAUUCUCAGAAAAUGGGAUAUGUCUAUAAGACAUUUGGAGCAGCGAUUCUGGCCCUAAGGCUAGGGAUACGACAAACAGGGUACGAGCAGAAAUGCAGAACCAACAGUACCGCCAAACUACCACAUUCUGUUAUUUUCGAGAAAGUAAUCACAGAGCUUACGUUUGAAGGCGGAGAUGCUGACACAAACGCCUGCGUUGCAGGGGCUCUGCUAGGUUGUUGGUUUGGAUAUAAUUCCCUGCCGCCACAGUGGCGCGACGGUAUGCAACAUGUCGCCUGGAUAGCGGGGAAGUGUGAGGCACUAACUCAAAUUGUUGGUGUGGAGGAAACCAUUUCGGACAAUGGACUGCAACUCAAGUACAAUGGAAGCAAGGACCCGGACACCUCGAUUGAUGGCGGAAAAGGAUUGAUGAAUGCAGAGGAAUUGAAGAAGAGGGAUGAGGAAUUCAUGUAUCGGUACCUGGCGAGAAGUAAAGAUGCGACGGAGAGAGAGAAGAGGCGGCUGGAGGCUAGUGAGAGAAAUCAGACGAAAGGAGUGUUCUCGUCAUUGAGAGGGUACCUGAGUAAAUAG